CGUCCAAGUCAACGUCCAACGCACGUCUGCAGCAGGCCAGCAAAGGCUUUGUUUAAUUGGGAAGGAAGUGCACGGGGCCGACUUUUAUCGCUCCAUCGCGGCGUGCUGACGUGGGGAACAAACGCACGUCGAGGGCUCCAGAAAAGCUCGCCCACCGGCUGCUCUAUGCAGGUGCUGUGGACGAGAUGUGAGAGAAGGUCAUGCCUUUGCUCAAGAGAAACAUUCAGCCGCGGCACCUGUGCCAAGGUGCAGUGCCUGAUGGGAUCGGCAACGAGCUGGAAUGUGUGACCAACAACACGCUGUCCGCCAUCAUUCGCCAGCUCAGUAGUCUGAGUAACCAUGCGGAAAAUGUUUUCGGGGAGCUUUUUAACGAGGCCAACACCUUUUACGUGCGCGCCAACUCGCUCCAGGACCGCAUCGACCGCUUGGCGGUCAAGGUCACCCAGCUCGACUCCAGCGUGGAGGAGGUGUCUCUCCAGGAGAUUAACCUGAGGAAGGCCUUCAGAAGCUCGCCCGUCCAGGACCAGCAGGUGCUGUCCAAGGGCAGCACUCCGACCUCAGUGGCUCAGAUGCACGACAGCAGCGAUCGGCCUCCUCCCCUCGGCGACCUCACCGCCUUCAGAGAGGAUUCCACUGACGCCAUGAAGUUCUAUUCAGACCCGUCAUACUUUUUUGACCUGUGGAAGGAGAAGAUGCUUCAGGACACGGAGGACAAGAGGAGAGAAAGGAGGAGGCAAAGGGAACAAAAAAGAUGCGUGGAAAGCAGCACCCUUCAGCGCGAAGUGAAGAAGGUGAGAAAGGCCCGAAACCGCAGGCAAGAGUGGAACAUGAUGGCGUUCGACAAAGAGCUUCGUCCGGACCGCCGCCAUCCGCAGAGCCUCCGCGGAGGAGCAUCAUCUGAGGGCUCGCUCUCACCGGACGGCAGGCCUGACCUCCUGGGAUACCCCGUCCCCCCAGUGCCUGCCCAGGCUGCUUGGAAUCAUGCCCGUGGUUACGUGCCCAGGAGCACACAUCCCUCCCCACCAGUGGAGCAUGAAUACCACAGCAUUGAUGUCGACUACAGGAGAGUCACCUGUGCCACAGCAGCAGAGCCCCCGCCCGCAGGCCGAGUGAACGGUCCGGCGCGCCCACCUGCAGAUUACCACUCCCCCCCCCCGCCUUCCACCCCGGGCCCACCCAUCCCCUCAGCCCAGACGGCCUUUGGUUUCCCUGCGGGUGCGACGUCCCAUAAUGGAGUUUUGCACGUGGGCCCAGGCUGCCCGCUCCCACCUGUGCCACCGCCCGGGUCGCACAUGUUCCCCCCACCUCCGCCCCUCCCUCCGCCGCCCGCAUCCUCACACCCUGCAGGACACGGCAAAGGCCGCGCGGGCGAGGCUAAACCAGCGCCGGACGGGAGGAGUGACCUGCUGUACGCCAUCCGCAUGGGCAUCCAGCUGAAGAAGGUGCAGGAGCAGCAGGAGCAGCAGAACAAGCCGGUGGGGAACGACGUGGCCACCAUCCUGUCCCGGCGCAUCGCGGUGGAGUUCACCGACUCCGAUGAGGACUCGGAGCUGGAGGAAAACGAGUGGUCGGACUGAUGACCACUCCGAGCGCUGCUGGGUCUUCAGUGCACAUAAAAGAAAACCGUGAAUCCCUCUCUUGGGCUCCACCUAGUGGAAUCCUCAUACCAACCCACUGCUGUCAGUUCACCGUUACUUUAUCCUGCAUUGUAAGUGUUUAAUUCACAUAUAGAAGAUGUGAGUUGUGUGAUCACUUAACGUCUAGUUAUCUGUAGCUGAUGAAGUGUGUCACAUGUUGUGUUUUUCUCAUAUGGCCAAUCUGAGCCGUGCGCUCUAGUAAAACAUCCUUACCUAGUAACCUGACACCUUGAACACAGUGAUGAAAUAUGCAGUAGACCCAAAACCAGUUCUGGGCCUUUUUACUUCAAAAUUCUGACGUUACAGUAGGUGAAGCACAGGUUUAAAUAAUGAAAUGAUUGGCUGAAAUUCCAUUAAGGUGCUUCGGUGUCAAGAUCCUGGUAUCAUGUCAUGGCUUGCUUUAACAUAAACAGAGCCAUCAAUUAAGUUAUAAGUAGCACCUGUACUUUUAUAUAUGACAAUUCAAAAGGUCUAUUAUGGAAAAUAACUAUUAUUUAUAAAUGAGUGCAGCAUUAUAUGAAAUACAACUUUAAGUAUGUAGUUUAAUCACUUCAUGAAAUUACACAUCUGUGAUCAUAUUUGGGACCAAAUGUACCCUUCCCAAUACUAUGUGAAUGUUCGAUGGGUAAUUCCACACAACACUUUUUAAAUUGCUACCUCAAUCAGUGACCAUCCCACUACCCAAUUUAUGUGUAGUAGGGUCUCAUGACCGGUCUGAAUACAGUUUUGUUCCGCCAUUAAAUUAUUAUUUAUUGUGAUGUUUCUUUGGAGAUGUUGAACUAUCAUUAAAAAGCUUCACUAUUA
This is a messenger RNA of Pungitius pungitius (ninespine stickleback), 2441 nucleotides long. RefSeq names its product actin-binding protein WASF3. The transcript has 9 exons. Gene Ontology annotation, biological process: positive regulation of Arp2/3 complex-mediated actin nucleation; actin cytoskeleton organization. Gene Ontology annotation, molecular function: protein kinase A regulatory subunit binding; Arp2/3 complex binding; actin binding. Gene Ontology annotation, cellular component: cytoskeleton; SCAR complex; lamellipodium. The record is from RefSeq and is a predicted model, not a curated record. The coding region runs from base 201 to 1577 and encodes 458 amino acids. NCBI's taxonomy places the organism in Eukaryota, Metazoa, Chordata, Actinopteri, Perciformes, Gasterosteidae.